Molecule: messenger RNA, 1122 nt
Organism: Triticum turgidum subsp. durum (durum wheat)
Lineage: Eukaryota; Viridiplantae; Streptophyta; Magnoliopsida; Poales; Poaceae
Source: the annotation of a GenBank genome assembly
AUGGAGAGCUCGCCGCCCACAAUCACCGUCCAGGUGAAGUUCGCCGGCCGAACCAUUCCGGUGGAACUCCCGACAUCCGCCUCCACCGCGGAGCUGAAGCUCCUCCUACAGCCGCUAACCAACGUUCUCCCCCGCGGCCAGAAACUCAUCUGCAAAGGAAAAGUUCUUGCCGACGCCGCGAGUCUGAGCUCGAUGCAGGUGGGGGACGGAUCCAAGGUCAUGCUCAUCGCUUCGCAGGGUCUUCAUCAAGGGGAAGGCCCCAUCACUAAGAAUAGCAGUGGUCUUGCACCAAGUGCAAAAAGAACCUCAAAUGUUAAGGAUAAUCAAACACUAAAACCGGAGAUUAUCAGCAAAAGCCGAGCGGAGCGUUGGAAAAUAACAGGUGUCAUUGCUUUAUCUGGUUCCAGCUUGAAGGCUGUGCCUGAGGAAGUCUGGGACUGUGGCUCCUCCAUACGAGUACUAGAUGUCUGUAACAACUCAAUUGAAGCAAUUCCACAGAAAAUUGCUGCAGUUAAAUCAUUAAAUAAAUUGUUGCUAACCGCCAAUGACAUAUCUGAUGGGGGCAUCAGCUGGGAAGGUCUAUCAUGUGUUGAUACAUUAACAGUUUUAUCUUUAAGCCAAAAUCGAUUGGUCACUUUACCUCCGAGUUUGGGCACAUUGACUUUUCUACGUGAACUUCGCAUUGCAAAUAACAUGCUUGGCAGCCUACCUGUUGAAAUAGGUUUGCUGAAGCAGCUAGAGAUUCUUAUAGCAAAUAAUAAUAGGAUAACUUCGCUGCCUUCCUCUAUAGGCGACUGUGAAUCUCUCUUCGAGGUGGACUUAUCAUCGAAUCUUUUAGCCGAACUACCAAAGGCUUGCGGAAACCUUCACAAUCUGAAGGCUCUGCAUCUAAGGAACAAUGGUCUUAAUUCCCUACCGCCGACUUUAUUCAAGAAGUGCUGGCGGCUUACUACACUUGAUCUCCAUGGCACUGGAAUUACAAAUGACAUUCUUCGACAGCUGGAGGGCUGGGAGGAGUUUGAUGAACGUAGGCGGCAGAAGUAUCAAAAGCAGCUGGAUUUUCAUGUAGGAUCAUCAGGUGUUUUCGACGAGGGUGCGGAUGAUGAUAACCGGCAUGCAUAA